This is a messenger RNA of Etheostoma spectabile (orangethroat darter), 1405 nucleotides long. It is a transcript of the gene rchy1, whose product is annotated as ring finger and CHY zinc finger domain containing 1. The record is from RefSeq and is a predicted model, not a curated record. The transcript is spliced from 10 exons. Gene Ontology annotation, cellular component: nucleus. Lineage: Eukaryota; Metazoa; Chordata; Actinopteri; Perciformes; Percidae. Gene Ontology annotation, molecular function: ubiquitin protein ligase activity; zinc ion binding. Gene Ontology annotation, biological process: protein ubiquitination; ubiquitin-dependent protein catabolic process. Bases 200 to 958 code for a protein of 252 amino acids.
UACCAAUUUAGUGUCGGCGGAUUUGACCACGGUAAUCCGAGUGUGGGCCGGUUUGACCGCAGUUGGUUCACCAAACGGAAGAGGGCAGUAAUGCCACGUCUACGCCGUCACAAAGCAUAGUCCAGAAGAAGAGAAAAAGAAAAGAGGAGGACCUCGUCAUUUUACUGUCAUCGCAGAAGAAGCCAGUUUUGGAGGAAACAUGGCUUCCCCUGCCGGUUGUGAGCAUUAUGUGCGCAGCUGCUUAUUGAAAGCCCCCUGCUGUGGUAAGCUGUACGUGUGUCGGCUGUGCCAUGACGCAGAGGAGAACCACCAGAUGGACCGGUUCCAAGUCCGAGAGGUGCAGUGCUCUGAGUGUCAAACGGUGCAGCAGGCACAGCAGACUUGCCAGCAGUGUCAUGUGCAGUUUGGGGAGUAUUACUGUGACAUUUGCCACUUGUUCGACAAGGAUAAGAAGCAGUACCACUGUCAGCCCUGUGGAAUAUGCAGGAUUGGGCCCAGGGGAAAGUAUUUCCAUUGUGAAAAGUGCAAUCUGUGUUUAGCCCAGGAUCUGCGGGGAAACCACAAGUGUGUUGAAAAUGUUUCGAGGCAGAACUGCCCAGUGUGUAUGGAGGAUAUUCACACGUCCAGAAUUAGAGCUCACGUUCUUCCAUGCGGCCAUCUUUUACACAAGACGUGCUUCGAUGACAUGGUCAGAACAGGAGCGUACCGCUGCCCCCUGUGUAUGCACUCUGCCUGGAACAUGGAGGACCACUGGGAUCAAAUCGACAAAGAGAUUGCCCAGUCACCGAUGCCCACUGAAUACCAGGGUGCUACUGUCAAAAUUAUAUGUAACGACUGCCAAACCCAUUGCACGGUGCCUUUCCACGUGUUAGGGAUGAAGUGCAGCGGCUGUGGCUCGUAUAACACAGCACAGGACGGAGGACUGAUCCAGCAGCCUGAGCAGCGCACAGCAGCCUGAGCAGCAGCAGCCUGAGCAGGACGCUGAGAACGAGGCAGACACAGAGCCAGAGCAACUAGAUCAGCCUCAGUCACCCACGCUACAUUAACCGCACUGGGGGACUUUGUACUAACUUCCAUUGAGUGUAAUGAUAGACUGAGCCAAUAUUCCUAUAUUCCACAAAAUACCAGAAAAAGGAGUGGGGUGGUGAGUGGGAUGGUGAUUAUCUUCAGAGAGUUAACCUCUCCUUUUAUGUUGUUUAUGGAGAAGGAGAACCAGGAAAUGAGCGGGGGGAAAUGAAACACUACCAAGCCAUGGCCAAGUGACGUGUAGUUGGAUUUUUCCAGAGGUGCACGUCAGGCUACAGCGUAGGUUUGUGUCUCCACGUACCUACCUACGCAGCAACGGCAUAGAUUUUACGCAGAAUUAUAAAUCAAGCUUAACACACAUUCAAACCUGAAGGCAAUU